Lycium ferocissimum is the source of this 2128-nucleotide messenger RNA. Its product is annotated as 3-ketoacyl-CoA synthase 11-like. The coding region runs from base 403 to 1932 and encodes 509 amino acids. The transcript has 2 exons. Gene Ontology annotation, molecular function: acyltransferase activity, transferring groups other than amino-acyl groups. The record is from RefSeq and is a predicted model, not a curated record. NCBI's taxonomy places the organism in Eukaryota, Viridiplantae, Streptophyta, Magnoliopsida, Solanales, Solanaceae. Gene Ontology annotation, cellular component: membrane. Gene Ontology annotation, biological process: fatty acid biosynthetic process.
CCAACAAUUUAAUCCUUUUAAAUGCAAUCCCAAUUUGCAGAGUGUAUCACUCUUUACUUAUAAAUAGUGUGAUCACUGUACCAAUUUGAAUACCAUUUCCUCACUCACUCCAUCUCUCUCAAGCAUAGUGAAGUUGUGUAUUCUGCACUGGUUAAGGAGGUUGUUUGAUUUUCUGUUGCUUUUCCUGAGUUUGUGGUGAGAUAUUCAUGUGAAACACUCCUACUUGUUCUUGACUAUUCUUGCCCCUUUGUUGUUGAACAACCUUAGGAUAUUGUAAAAAUUCAAUCUUGACAGCUCAUACAAAACUGAAUUUUUGGGAAAAGUCAACUUUAUUAGGUAACCAUCCAAUCUUGUUUAUAGACCCUUGAAUUGUUGAUUUUGGGUUGUCAGAAUUUCAUAAAGAUGAAUGAAUCUAAGCCAGAAACACCGGUUAAUCCACCUUCAAGAAAGCUUCCUGAUUUCAAACAAUCUGUGAAAUUGAAGUAUGUUAAACUUGGAUACCAUUACCUUAUUACACACGGAAUGUACCUGGUUUUAUCACCUCUAGUUGUUAUCCUUGUUGCUCAACUCUCUACAUUUUCACCCAAUGACCUUUAUGUCCUUUGGGAUCAGCUUAGGUUCAAUCUCAUUUCUGUUGUCAUUUGCUCCACCCUUUUAGUCUUCUUAUCUACUGCGUAUUUCAUUACCCGUCCUCGCCCGGUCUACCUCGUCAAUUUCUCGUGCUAUAAACCGGAAGAUGCAAGGAAGUGCCCAAGGGAGAGUUUCUUGGAAAUGUCUAAAUCCGUUGGAACAUUUUCGGAUGGAAACCUUGAGUUUCAAAGGAAAAUUGUUGAGAGGUCUGGUCUUGGUGAUUCAACUUACCUCCCCGAAGCGGUGACUAGAGUACCGCCAAAUCCUUGUAUGGCGGAAGCAAGAAAAGAAGCCGAGGCUGUAAUGUUUGGAGCCAUUGACGAGCUUCUUGCUAAAACCGGAAUUAAACCUAAGGAUAUUGGAAUUUUAGUAGUGAAUUGUAGCUUGUUUAACCCGACCCCUUCGUUGUCUGCAAUGAUUGUCAACCAUUACAAACUUCGCGGGAACAUUGUUAGCUACAAUCUCGGUGGAAUGGGUUGUAGUGCUGGUUUGAUCUCUAUCGAUCUUGCGAAAGAUCUUCUCCAAGUCCAUCCCAACACUUAUGCCUUGGUGCUUAGCAUGGAAAACAUCACUUUGAACUGGUAUUUUGGUAAUGAGAAAUCCAUGCUCCUUCCGAAUUGCUUGUUCCGUAUGGGAGGUGCUGCUGUGUUGCUUUCAAACAAAAGAUCCGAUCGAAGAAGAUCAAAGUACCAGCUUGUCCAUACUGUCAGAACCCACAAGGGUGCUGACGAUAAGUGUUUUACGUGUGUUUACCAAAUGGAAGAUUCUGAUGGAAAAGUUGGAGUUUCGCUGUCAAAGGAGCUGAUGGCAGUAGCUGGCGAUGCUUUGAAAACCAAUAUCACUACGUUGGGUCCGCUCGUGCUUCCUAUGUCCGAGCAGUUUCUUUUCUUUGCCACUUUGGUGGGGAGGAAGCUAUUGAAGACGAAGAUUAGGCCUUAUAUACCUGAUUUUAAGUUGGCAUUCGAGCACUUCUGCAUUCAUGCUGGUGGAAGAGCUGUACUGGAUGAACUAGAGAAAAACCUACAGCUUUCUGAUUGGCACAUGGAGCCUUCAAGAAUGACACUUAACCGAUUCGGGAACACUUCAAGCAGCUCCCUUUGGUACGAAUUGGCCUACUCGGAAGCCAAAGGAAGGAUCAGGAAGGGAGACCGAACGUGGCAGAUAGCAUUUGGUUCAGGAUUUAAGUGUAACAGUGCAGUUUGGAAGGCUUUGAGAAGUAUAAAUCCAGCCAAGGAGAAGAAUCCCUGGAUGGAUGAAAUUCACCAGUUCCCUGUUGAUGUUCCAAAGGUUGCUAGAAUCUAGUUAAAAACUCAAUGGAACUUACAUUUAGUUAAAGUGUUUCUUAAAUGUGUAAAGUUGAAUUCAUUAGUAGUACUAUGGUUAUAGGAGGCAUGUUUAGAGCAGUCGUUUUGUUGCCUCCAAAGAUAGUCAUUAGCUGAUCCAAUUUGUUUUUGAGUUUCUAAAAUAUUUAUGAAUACUGGAGUAGUUGUUUUCAAUA